Messenger RNA from Neltuma alba, 5582 nucleotides. Its product is annotated as dicer-like protein 4. Gene Ontology annotation, molecular function: ribonuclease III activity; RNA binding; ATP binding. Lineage: Eukaryota; Viridiplantae; Streptophyta; Magnoliopsida; Fabales; Fabaceae. The transcript is spliced from 25 exons. Gene Ontology annotation, biological process: siRNA processing. Gene Ontology annotation, cellular component: cytoplasm; nucleus. The record is from RefSeq and is a predicted model, not a curated record. The coding region runs from base 287 to 5248 and encodes 1653 amino acids.
CCGUGCUGCCUAAGGAAGCAGAGAAGAAAAAGCGAAGAAAGAAGGACGAACAACACCUGCUUUGCUGACUCUUGGGAAGACUCGUGAGUUGCAUCAGUAGCUACUUCACACUCUCUCAAAAAAGCAAAAUUAUGCCUUCCGUCUCCGAAGGACAAAGCUAGAUACGAAGAGAUUGUCUCCUUAAACUCGCGCGACACUUUCGAUCGUGGUGUCAUCGUACAUUCCGAUCACACUAGCCUCCACACAUUCUCUGAGCGUGAGGUUUUUGUGCUCCAAACCCCCCGUAAUGCGGGACGUGGAAGCAUCUGACACAGUCGGUUCCUCGGACGUAGAGUCAUCUUCACUUCUUUCUGAUCAUUUGCGGUCUUUAAGUCUCAAUGGAGUGCAUAAUCAGACGGAGUCGGUUUCCGAUGACCCAAUUGUUAAAAAAGAUCCGCGGAAAAUCGCUAGGAAGUAUCAAUUGGAAUUAUGCAAGAAAGCUUUGGAGGAAAAUAUAAUUGUGUAUCUGGGGACAGGUUGUGGGAAGACUCACAUCGCUGUAUUGCUUAUGCAUGAGAUGGGGCACUUGAUACGGAAGCCUCAGAAGAACAUAUGUGUCUUUCUUGCCACUACAGUGGCAUUAGUUAGCCAGCAAGCAAAUGUUAUAAAAGAGUCUACGGAUUUUAAGGUUGGGGUUUACUGUGGGAGCUCAAAGCGCUUAAAAACUCAUAAUGAUUGGGCACAAGAGAUUGAGCAAUACGAGGUUCUUGUUAUGACCCCUCAGAUACUAUUCCGCUGCUUAUCUCACACUUUCAUUAAGAUGGAGAUGAUUUCUCUCUUAAUUUUUGAUGAAUGCCAUCAUGCCCAAGUCAAAAGCGACCAUCCUUAUGCAGAAAUCAUGAAAGUCUUUUAUGAACCGAAAUCUCCUAAGCUUCCCCGCAUAUUUGGCAUGACUGCUUCUCCAGUUGUAGGGAAAGGUGCUUCUAAUAAAGAAAAUCUAUCGAAAAGCAUCAAUAGUCUUGAACGUUUGCUUGACUCGAAGGUAUAUUCAGUUUCACAAAAAGAAGAAGUGGAAACUUUUGUGGCCUCCCCUGUUGUUACUAUAUAUGAUUAUGGUCCUGGUGCCAAUGGAACAACUAGUCCGUAUAUGAAUUACUGUACCAAACUAGGGGAUAUUAAAUGUGAGUGCAUAGAAAUCCUUAGAAGGAGUACAGAGGAUCACUUGAAACGGAGGGACAUGAAGAGACUUCUGAACCGCAUGCAUGAUAAUGUGCUUUUCUGUCUCGAGCAUCUUGGCAUUUGUGGGGCAUUGCAAGCUAGUCGUGGUCUUUUGAGUGUUGAUCACUCUGAAAGGCUUGAGUUAGUGGAGGAGGAAGGAAGUUCAAGUGAAUACUCUUUUUGUGACAAAUAUCUAGCACGGGUGUCUGAGUUCUUUAUCUCUGAAUGCAUUGAAGGUCAUCAAGUGUCUGAUCUCUGUUCUCUGGACAUUUUACAAGAGCCUUUUUUUUCAAGAAAGCUGUUAUGCCUCAUUGGGAUACUGUCCUCAUUUAGGUCACGACCAGAUAUGAAAUGUUUAGUUUUUGUAAAUAGAAUUGUUACUGCAAGAUCCCUGUCGUACAUACUACAACAGCUGAAAAUUUUAGCACGUUGGAAAAGUGAUUUUCUGGUAGGAGUUCAUGCUGGAAUAAAAAGUUCAUCACGAAAGGCCAUGAACAUCAUUCUUGACAAGUUCCGCUGUGGAGAGUUGAAUUUAUUGGUUGCGACUAAAGUGGGUGAAGAAGGACUUGAUAUUCAGACAUGUUGCCUUGUCAUACGAUUUGAUCUUCCAGAAACUGUUGCAAGCUUUAUACAAUCAAGAGGUCGUGCACGUAUGGAUCAGUCAGAAUAUGCCUUUUUGGUGGAUAGUGGCAAUAAGAAGGAUAUGGACUUGAUUGAAUGUUUUAAGAAAGAUGAAAAGCGGAUGAAGAGGGAAGUUGCUUUCCGCACAUCCAAUGACACACAUAUUAUCCCUGAGGAAAGAAUUUACAAAGUUGUAUCAUCUGGUGCUUCUGUCAGCGCUGGAUAUAGUGUCAUAGUGCUUCACAACUAUUGUUCGAAGCUUCCGCAUGAUGAGUAUUUUGACCCCAAGCCAAAAUUUUUUUACUUUGAUGAUUUAGGGGGGACUGUCUGUCAGAUAACAUUGCCUUCCAAUGCUCCCAUACGUCAAAUUGUUAGUACACCACAUGUUUCAAUGGAAGCUGCUAAGAAGAAUGCUUGUUUGAAAGCAGUUGAGGAACUGCAUAAAUUAGGUUCUUUGAGUGAUUGUCUGUUGGCAAAGCAAGAUGAUGCAGACCAAGAGGAGCCUUCAGAUUCUUCUGAUUCAGAUGAAAAUGAAGAUGACAACUUACGGGGAGACUUAUAUGAGAUGCUAGUUCCUUCAGCCUUUAGACAGGCCUGGACAAAUUCGGAUAAUAUUGUCCAUCUUAACUCUUACUUUUUUAAAUUUAGACCCUCUCCCGAGGAUCGGAUCUAUAAAGAGUUUGGUUUAUUUAUGAUGACACAUCUUCCUGCGGAGGCUGAGAAAAUGGAACUUGAUCUUCACCUUGCUCGUGGUAGAACAGUGAUGACACAAUUUGUUCCAUUUGGCAUUAUCGAAUUUGACAAAGCUGAGAUUCAGAUGGCACAGCAGUUUCAAGAGAUGUCCCUAAAAAUUAUUCUAGAUCGAUCAGAAUUUGUUAAUGAAUACGUACCCUUGGGUGGGGCUGAUGUCUUGCAAACAAGCACUUCAACCUUCUAUCUUUUGCUUCCAGUCAUAAUGCAAGGCUGUGAAAAGACUAUAACAGUAGAUUGGAAGACCGUGAAAAGAUGCCUUUCUUCACCAAUUUUUAGGCUCCGAGAACAUGCUGUAACUCCGAAAUUGUUCCCUUGGGAUAUGAACUUGCAACUUGCCAAUGGUUGUAGAAGUGUAAAAGAUCUUGAGAAUAGUUUAGUGUAUGCGCCACAUAAGAAGCAGUUUUAUUUUAUUGCUAAUAUUGCUUAUGAAAAGGAUGGACUAAGUCGUUAUAAAGAUGUGGGCAGUUCAAGCUAUGUGGAUCACUAUAUUCAAAGGUUCUCCAUUCAUCUUCAAUACCCUAAGCAACCGCUUCUCUGUGCUAAGCCACUAUUUAAUCUGCGCAACUUGCUUCACAACCGAAAGCAAGAGGGUACAGAAGCUCAUGAACUGGAGGAGUAUUUCAUCCUUUUGCCACCUGAGCUUUGCCAGCUAAAAAUUAUAGGCUUCUCAAAAGAUAUAGGUAGUUCCCUAUCUUUGUUACCGUCAAUCAUGCAUCGUCUUGGAAACUUGCUGGUUGCAAUUGAACUCAAGCAUCGGCUUUGUUCUUCCUUCCCUGAGGCGGAUGAAGUUAGUGCAGAAAGAGUUCUUGAGGCACUCACCACUGAGCAAUGUCAGGAGCGCCUUUCUCUUGAAAGACUUGAAGUUCUUGGUGAUGCUUUCCUUAAAUUUGCAGUUGCGCGCCAUUUUUUUCUUAUGAAUGAUAGCCUUGAUGAAGGAGACCUUACAAGGAGGCGAUCAAGUGUUGUGAAUAACUCCAAUUUGUUCAAGUUAGCUACCAAACAUAAUCUGCAGGUGUACAUUCGUGAUCAGGCAUUUGAUCCCUCUCAGUUCUUUGCAUUAGGCCGUCCUUGCCUAAGAGUCUGUGCCAAGGAAACCGUUCAGUCUUGUUUAAAUUCUCCAGAGGAGCUGGGCCAGGGAAGAUCAACUGAAGUUUAUUGCAAUAAAAAUCACCACUGGCUUCAUCGAAAAACAGUUGCUGAUGUCAUUGAAGCUCUUAUUGGAGCAUUUAUUGUUGACAGUGGCUUUAAAGCAGCCACUGCAUUUCUCACAUAUCUUGGCAUACAAGUUAAGUUUGAAUCCUCACAGGUGGUCAAUGCUUGCAGAGCAAGUAUGAGUUACAUCCCUCUUUCCAUGCAUAUAGACAUUCCUUCCCUUGAAGAUGAGUUAAAACAUCACUUUGUCCACAAGGGUCUGCUUCUCCAAGCAUUUGUACAUCCCUCUUAUAAUAAGCAUGGAGGUGGCUGCUAUCAGCGAUUGGAGUUUCUUGGAGAUGCUGUAUUGGAUUACAUGAUUACUUCAUACCUUUACUCAGCUUAUCCACAGCUAAAGCCUGGUCAAUUAACAGACCUGAGAUCAGUGUCAGUUAACAAUAAGGCUUUUGCCUAUGUUGCAGUGAAUAAAGGAUUUCAUAAUUUCCUUUUAUGUGAUUCUAGUGGUCUCUCUGAUGCUAUAGAAGAGUAUGUGGACUACAUUAAAGAAUCUCAAGUGCAUGUUGGCGUUCAUGGAGGGCCUAAAUGUCCCAAGGCCCUAGGUGACUUGAUAGAGUCUUCUGUUGGUGCCAUUCUGCUUGAUUCUGGUCUCAAUCUGAACAUUGUGUGGAAGAUUAUGACUUCAUUCUUGGAGCCUAUAAUGAAAUUUUCGUCAGGCUUGCAGCUUAGUCCUAUUAGGGACUUGCAAGAACUUUGCCAAUCACGUAGUUUGCGGUUGAAGUUUGUGAAAUCCAAAACAAGUAGAAUGUUUUCCGUCAAAGCCGAAGUGACUGGGGAAGAUGUAUCUGAAACUGCUUCAGCAACCAGCAUGAGUAAAAAAGAAGCUACUAGAAUUGCUUCACAACGAGUAUUUUCUAAACUAAAGUCCAAGGGCUGGAAACCGAAGUCAAAACCUUUGGAGGAAGUUCUUAGAUCAACCUUUAAGGCAGAAGGCAAACUUCUUGGCUAUGAUGAAACACUCAUUGAUAUAACUGAAGCUGGCAUCAUUGAGCCUAUAAUGGUUAAGGGAGAACAAUGCAGCAGUUUUGAUCCAGAAAUUUUUCCCAUUGGUGGUAAUGAGGUAGUUGACAAAUAUCAUUCACGUUCAACUUGUAGCCAACAGCUUCCAUCUGCUUCCAUCAUGGAGAAACUUGGGGAGACAACUGAAGAUCAUGAUUGGGACUGUGACUCACAGCGGGCAGAUGCUGUUUCAGGUUGUUUGGUCAAAAGAACAUCAAGAUCACGGUUGUAUGAAUUUUGUGCUGCCAAUUGCUGGAAGCCUCCUUCAUUUGAAUGCUGCAAAGAGGAGGGACCAGACCAUCUGAAGUUAUUUACUUGCAAGGUGACCUUGGAGAUAGAAGAGCCUUCAAAUAUGAUUUUGGAGUGUGUUGGAGCUCCUCAAUCUAAGAAGAAAGAUGCAGCAGAGGCCGCAUCUGAGGGUGCAAUUUGGUACCUGGAAAAGGAAGGUUACUUAUUUGAUUGUAACUGAAAAACAGCACGACAAAGCUUGAAACAGCCUUUUUCACUUGAAGCUAACUGUCAUCGGGAGUUUCUAAAAUGACCUUAGUGUUAAAGAUAUGUUCUAACAGCAACAGAUAGUGAUACCGGUUUAGCAUACCCCUAUUUCCUGGCAUUUGGAAUGUGUGUAUUAUGAUUCUCUAAAUAUAGGUUGUAUAAUUUCCUUGAAUACUUGAAAAAUGAUCAUAUGCACACUUCAUUUCCCUUGAGCGUGUGCGUGUAUAUAUAUAAAAUAUAUGUUGAGAUAUAAAAUGUUUUGUUAUCAAUAUUAUGUGGACAACAUGAUUAUUAAAAUUAAUUUUUUA